AUGACCCUUUGCGCCGACACAGCGGUUCCUUAUCGGCUCGCCUCACCUCGACGUAGACCUCUGAAAUCUGAGACUGAGCGCCGUCUCUCUGUCGCCCUCUCCCUGCGUUUUCUCAACACAGAGCACCCUCACACGCCCAUUGAAACCACGCAAGCGGACUGUCGGGCGCGGUGCACUUUGUGCCAACGACAACGUCCCGGCGUCGGCGUCCUAGAGAUGAACGAUAACGCUGAAAACCGUGAACUUCGGCUAAAACUCAUAGACAUUUAUCAAGAAAUUCCGUGUCUACGGGAGUACUCCUCACUUGCCAAUAAACUGGUUAGGCGCCAGGCGCAGGUCUUUACGCAACGAAAAAGCCACAUCGACCACCACCUUAACCUCUCGCCCCGACAGCCAGCCUCCACCCUCGCGCCCUCCCACACCCUCAAAUCCACCCCCAAAGCCCCAUUCCACACCCCUACACUCGCCCCACCCUUGUCUUCCACCCAACUCACGCCCGCCCCACCCACCCACUCUGUCUCGCGCACCCGGCCACGCAGAACUUCCCCCGCAUCGCAGCCGAAGCUGCCGCCCCCCGCACCCCAUGCGCCGCGAGACCCCAAAAAAACGUCCCCUGCUAUCCACCACCUAGCAUCCCCCCGACCGCUCCACUACUCCAACACUUCUGCCACACACAAUCUCAUUAUAAUCCCCCUUCCACCCCUCCCACUAACUCCUCACUCACACUCGUCCACAUCACCAACACUCCGCGCCCCAGAGGGCAAGACCAUAACAAGCACACUCACAUCAAGAUCAACAAGUCCCUACCCACAUCACUACGCCCCCCCAAACAACCGUCCACCGCCCCUCCUGCACGCCCAAUCCGAUUGCUAUACCCCUACCUUCGUCACUAUUCAUCCCAUCACUAGCACACAGCCCUCCUCUCGUCCCCACACCACCUGCCCAUCCCGCCCUCCUCACAUAUGGCGCCAGCCUCCACCCCCCCGCCACCUCUCCCGCUCUUACCCCCUACUCUGCGCGCCACCACGAAACACGCCCACGCCAGCCACGCACCACCUCCCAAACCCCCCCGCCCGACUAAACAUAGCCCAACACAUUGCCCCCCCCUCCGCUCCGCAUAUCCUGAACUUAAUAAGUACCGCCCGCCUCGAUCACAACGACGGAACACGCAACCCCAUUCCCGACAUGUACCUUCACACACAGAAAAAGAUAGAGACCAAAAACAAAAAGCUCAACAAACCAACGGCCUCCCCCAACUUUUACACCCUCCCCCUCCGACAGUUAGCCCCGGUCAUUCUCACCCCUCACAAAAUAUAUACCCACCCAAACAUACAGCAAUCCACCGAAGUACCCCCUCGUAACCAACCACAGAAGCCCAAACGUGCCCCAGGCUCUCCCCCCACUCUCCAUAAUCACACGUCCCCGUCUUAUCAUCCAACCGCGUUACAACAAAACCCACACCUUGCCCCAGCUCACCCCCCAAUUGUCCCUAAGCCCGCACCCCUGCUCAUCAUUCACCAAGUAGCCAAGAGCCUCCGAAUAAAGAGAUACCACCGCGCCCCUCCCACAUCCCCACCACCACUCCACCCUCCCCAACCCCAACACAACACCCCUGUAUCCCUUUUAUCCGACACGCCCCUGUAA
Penaeus chinensis is the source of this 1644-nucleotide messenger RNA. Its product is annotated as extensin-like. The record is from RefSeq and is a predicted model, not a curated record. The transcript has 7 exons. The coding region runs from base 1 to 1644 and encodes 547 amino acids. NCBI's taxonomy places the organism in Eukaryota, Metazoa, Arthropoda, Malacostraca, Decapoda, Penaeidae.